AUGUCAAGCAUCGAGAAGUUAUCGAUCCGCGGCAUCCGCAGUUUCAGUCCAAAUCGCGAAGAAAUCAUUGAGUUUUACCAUCCACUAACUGUUUUAUUAGGGGACAAUGGAUGCGGGAAAACGACCGUAAUCGAGUGCUUAAAGGUCGCGUGUACCGGUGGGUUACCCCCAGGUGCUCGUAGUGGUCACAGUCUCGUGCACGACCCAAAACUCGCAGGUACAAAUGAAGUCAAAGCAAGUGUACGACUACGAUUUCGUAAUCGUGCAGGAAAAGCAAUGGUCGUACAACGAACAUUUCAGGUCCGACAGACUCAGAAGAGUCUUCAAUUUAAAGCACUCGAUGGAGUGAUUCGAGUGGUGAAUAAAGUGGGUGAAAAAGUGUCGCUGAGUCACAAAUGUGGCGAACUGGAUCAGCAUAUUCCUGAUAUGCUGGGCGUUUCCAAAGCUAUAAUUGAAAAUGUGAUUUUCUGUCACCAAGAAGACGCUAAUUGGCCAUUACGAGAAGGCGCCGAGUUGAAAAAAAGGUUUGAUCAGAUUUUUGAAUCUGCGCGGUAUACGAAGGCCCUUGAGGCGAUACGAAAGCUCAAAAAGGCGCGACUGGAUCAGACGAAAGAUUAUAAGCGGGAUUUGGAUGUUCUGACCGUCAAUAUGAAGACAGCAGAGACAAUUCGCGUGUCGCUAAAUGCGAGACAAGAGCAGUUGCAACAAGCAAGACAAGAGGAAAAAGUGGGACGGGAAGAGAUUGCAAGUGCAGGCAAAAUGCUGGAAGAGCUGCAAAUGUUGCAGACAGAAGUGAAGAGAGUGCACGAGCAGUUGAAGAGACGGGAAGAAGAUGUCGUGGUGAAGGAGCAGAGCGUCCGGCGUGCGUACAGCAAGAUUGAAAACGUCAUGAGCGACACGGACGAUGAGUUGCAAGGAGUGCUGAACGACUACGACACGAUCAUUGAGGACCAUCGACGAGCUCUUAUUAGACUGCAGGAAGAAGACGCGACACUGCAGACGGAACAGAGUCGGGCAAACGAGGAAUAUGUGGUGUUGCGGGCGGCAAAAGCGCGAGUGGAGACGAACAUCGACGCGUACCGGAAAAAGGUGGCAGACGUGAUUGAUUUGGCGUCGAGACUGAGCACCAGGUAUCGUUUCCACUUGCAACCGUUGUCGUCACAGCAGGACAAUGUUUCAACAUUUUUGGCAGAGUUCAGGAAUGUUGUACAGAAGAAGCAAGACACGGUAAACAGCUUGGAUGCAAAGCAGCGACAAGACGAUGAGAAGCUGACCACAGAGCUGUCUGAGUUGACGUCUCAAGUGAAGCAUGUACGCACUGAACUGGAGGCAAAAAUACAGUGUCUUGAGGUGUUGAAUCGGGACAAAAAGACCAUUGCUAGCCGCCUCAGCGAGCUUGGUAGUGCUGGAUUCCACUCUCAGCGUGAAGCAGAAGAAAUGAGUACACAAGUACUCGAGGCGGAACAAACGUUGGCGGACGUUAAGAAAAAGCAUAAUGUAGCGGCGUUGAAGCAUGAGAUUCAGGACUUUAACCGACAGAUUAAUGAUAUCAAUGGAGUCGUGGAAGAUCUUGGGCAACAGACUACUACGUUACGGACCUACGCUCACAAGAACUCUGAGCUCGAGGUCAAGCGCAGCGAGUACAAAAGGAGACAGGAAGCUUUCGAAGCUGACCUGAAUGAGAAGGUUUUGGAUAUCGAAGAGAUCUUAGAAGGCGGUGAACCACCGACUGACAGGGCUUCACUUGUGUCGACGAUAGCUCGGAUCGACGAUCUCAUAGCCGAGCGCCAACACAGUUGCGAUAUGAAGAAGAAGGAGCUCAGGUCAGCUGAGCAGCGUCUGGUAGAAAACGAGACAUCGUCGAAACUCGCUGAAAAGGAGUUGAACUUGCUGCGUGCGAAGAAGAACGAACUGGAGAUGCACCAAAUGCCUGGUUUGAAAGCACUUCUUGACAAGGUGAUUCCUGGUCGCGAUUUAGCGUGUGCUGAGCUCGGGAUGAAAGAGGCUGAGCGAAUUUACGCUGAUGCUAAAGACAAGGUCGUUCGUCGCAAAAACAUGGUAAUGUUUCUCAAGAUCUACAAGAAUAAGGGAAUGAAGGAUCACGCAUGUCCACUGUGCGAGCGUGGCAUGAAUCCUGCGGAAGAACGGGUGUACGAAAGCAUUCUGAAUGAUAAGACGGAUGAUCGGAAAGUUGCCGACAAAAUCAAAAAGGCCGAAGAGCUUGGAACGUCAUCGCUCGAGACGCUGAACGGGAUCAAGGAGAGGAUGCCGGGCUGGCGCAAGUGGAUGGAACUGGAGACCACUAUUCCGCAGAAAGUUAAUGAGCUAGAAGCGAUUUACGCCUCACAGAAGAUGCUCGAAUAUGACGUACAAGACAAGACCACCUCGUAUGAUCAGGCACUGGAGCAGCUUGAAGGCGUAAAGACGGCCAAGUCCGAAAUGGAGAUAUUGCGUAAGUGUGCCGACGACUUGCACUUGUCUGACGCGUCAAUCACAAAAGAAGAACAACGUAUGAGAGCUUUGACAGCGGGGAGUCAUGGACCUGAUGGUCGGUCGUUGUUCGAAGUGGAAGCAGAGAAAGACUCGAAGCAAGCUGAAGCGCAGGCCCUGAACCUCCAGCUCCAACGCAAACAGAAAGAAGUUGAUCGCGUUAACGAAAUGUUACAGCAACUGCAGAACGAUCUGCACAGCCGUAGAGAAGAAAAGCUGAAGAAGGAGACCCAGCGCAAGGAGUACGACGAGGCUGUCAAAGAGCAGAACCGGCUGCGUGAGCAGGAGAAGAUUUUGAAGGAAGCCAUCUUGAAGCUUAAAAAGUCAGAGCCUGAGCUGGAACGUGACGUUCGCUCGAAGACGACCGAGCGCGAGACACGCCGGGCCGAAGCAAGAGAACAACUACGCGCCAAGCGUUUUGAGCUUCAGGAAGGCCAAGGUGAUUUCCAUGUCUUUAGUAACAUGGCCAAGCAAGUUCAGAGUGGAGAGCUCGAUAAACUUGAGCAAGAAGUGCAGUCGCUGAUUGAACGUAUUGCCCAAACGAAGCAGAAGGAGGAAGCAGCGAAUCAAUCUAGAGCCGAUUUGGCACCCCGAAUGAAGAGCGCGGAGAAAAAUCUCGGUGAGAAUGAAAUCGUGAAGCGACAUAUCCAAGACAAUCUUGACUACCGUGCUCUUCAACAAGAGUUGGAGAACAUACGCGCUGAGGUUCAACUCCUUCGAGUUGAAGUCGGAAAUUUGCCACCGCUCGAUGAGGUCAAUGAUCGCGUUGCAGCAGCCAGCGCGACGCUCCAGGCUGCACAGGUUUCUUGUGCAACGUUGACAGGAAAGAAGCAGCAACUAAUGGAAAACAUCCGCGAAGAUAAGAUCAAGCUGCGCGCGCCAAAUUUGAAGGACAUUGAAGAGAAGUAUCGGCACAAGCUGAUUCAGUUCGAGACAACGCAGAUGGCUGUAGCGGACCUGGAUCGCUAUUUCAAGGCGCUGGACGAGUCCUUACUUCAGUACCACUCGAAAAAAGUGGAGGAGAUCAACACGAUUAUUCGUACAUUGUGGCAAAUCACGUACAAGGGUCAAGAUAUCGACACGAUUGAGCUCGUGAGCGGACAACAGGAGGGAAUGGUUUCGAAAGCUGCACGCUCGUAUGACUACCGCGUGGUGAUGAAGAAGGCAGGAACCGCGAUUGAAAUGCGGGGUCGCUGCAGUGCCGGACAAAAAGUCCUGGCCGCUUUGGUCAUUCGUUUGGCACUAGCAGAGACCUUUUGUCUGAACUGCGGAAUCUUGGCGUUGGACGAGCCCACAACGAAUCUUGACACGGAAAACAAAUUCGGUCUGGCACAGGCAAUUACAGACAUUCUGAGCGCGCGCUCGCAACAGCAAAACUUACAGCUUGUAUGCAUCACGCACGACGAAGAGUUUGUGCAAAUGCUCAGCCGGACUCAAGCUAUGGAUGGCACACGCCCUGAGUUUUACUGGCGCAUUUCGAGAGAGGAUAUUGGUGGCAACCGCUUUGUCAGUAAGAUCGAGCGACAUGAGUGGGAAAACGGCAUCUAA
Molecule: messenger RNA, 4038 nt
Organism: Peronospora matthiolae
Lineage: Eukaryota; Oomycota; Peronosporomycetes; Peronosporales; Peronosporaceae
Source: the annotation of a GenBank genome assembly